AUAUAAAUUGCCUAGAUGAAUGCUUUAAGUACGAUGCAACGCGAGAGCCCAAAUUGCGUCGUAGAACUAGAAUCAGCCUUUUCUCCAAUUUCCCUUUCUCGUUUUCGCCUUGGUUCCCGGUUUGGCUGCGUUAUUGUGCAGCACUGUCAGCCGCGUUCUGUUACUCUCAGUUCACUGCCUUGCUGUUUUCCUAAGAAAUUUCAAACUCCUACGACAGUGACCAUGGAAGAAGAUGGUGAAGAACCACCACUUGCUGUUGAGAUUACUGCUGCUGUCAAUGAAAGCACUCCUUGCCCAUCUACCCAAAUCAAUCACCAGCCAGAAACCACCGAUGCCCCUCCAGUCGGUGUUACUGUCAUCACAGGCUACCUCGGCGCCGGCAAAUCGACUCUGAUAAAUUACAUAUUGAGUGCACAACAUGGGAAGAAAAUAGCAGUAAUACUCAAUGAGUUUGGGGAGGAGUUGGGAGUGGAGAGAGCGAUGAUCAAUGAAGGAGAAAGUGGUGGGCUUGUGGAGGAGUGGGUGGAGCUAGCAAAUGGCUGCAUUUGCUGUACUGUGAAGCAUAGCUUGGUUCAAGCUUUAGAGCAGCUUGUUCAGAGGAAAGAAAGACUUGACCAUAUAUUGCUAGAGACUACAGGUUUGGCAAACCCUGCACCUCUGGCAUCUGUUCUUUGGUUGGAUGAUCAACUAGAAUCAGCUGUCAAGCUUGACUCCAUUAUUACUGUUGUUGAUGCAAAAAACCUUCGUUAUCAGCUGAAGGUGCACCAUGAAUCAUCUUCAUUUCCAGAAGCAUACUUGCAAAUAGCAUAUGCGGAUGUUGUGAUUCUUAACAAGAUUGAUCUGGUAUCUCAAGAUGGUUCUGGAUCAGCUCUAGAUGAACUGGAGAAGGAGAUACACAAUAUUAAUUCCCUUGCCAAUAUUAUUCAUUCUGUUCGUUGUCAAGUUGACUUGUCUAAAAUACUGAAUUGCCAAGCAUAUGAUCCAACACAUGUAACUCACUUGGAAGCAUUGCUAGAAGCAAAUAAAUCUCUAACUACUCGAGAUCUUCAUGAUACUGGUGUCCGAACGUUAUGCAUUUGUGAGUCACAGCAGAUCAAUCUUGACAAGAUUCGUGUGUGGCUCGAGGAACUCCUUUGGGACAAAAAGUAUGGCAUGGACAUAUAUCGCUGCAAGGGAAUUUUAAGAGUCAUGAAUUCAGAUCAGCUCUAUACUCUGCAGGGUGUGAGAGAGAUCUACGAGAUUGUUUCAACUCGGGACUGGAGAAAGGAAGAAAACCAAAUGAACAAAAUAGUUUUCAUAGGUAAAUCGUUAAAUGAAGACAUUUUGUUGGAUUCUCUAAGAGCUUGUGUAGUGGAAACCUCAACCUGAGCACAUAGAUGAGCUUCAUGGAAUUUAAUACUUGGUAAACUGCCUUUAUUUUUGGUUAGUUCAGUAUACACCAUAACUAUCUAAGGUUCAAUUUCAUGAUGUGCAUGAUGUAGAGUGUAGACAACAAUUAUACUAUGCUCAUCUCAACACUACUUGUAUACAUUUUGAUGCCAGACUUUUGUGUGUAA
This is a messenger RNA of Ipomoea nil (Japanese morning glory), 1556 nucleotides long. Its product is annotated as COBW domain-containing protein 1. Gene Ontology annotation, cellular component: cytoplasm. The transcript has 10 exons. Lineage: Eukaryota; Viridiplantae; Streptophyta; Magnoliopsida; Solanales; Convolvulaceae. Bases 16 to 1368 code for a protein of 450 amino acids. The record is from RefSeq and is a predicted model, not a curated record.